Molecule: messenger RNA, 867 nt
Organism: Synchiropus splendidus (mandarinfish)
Lineage: Eukaryota; Metazoa; Chordata; Actinopteri; Syngnathiformes; Callionymidae
Gene: timm29
Product: translocase of inner mitochondrial membrane 29
Exons: 2
Coding region: 157-867 (236 amino acids)
Biological process (GO): protein insertion into mitochondrial inner membrane
Cellular component (GO): TIM22 mitochondrial import inner membrane insertion complex
Source: RefSeq, a predicted model, not a curated record
GGCGAACCACAUCAGGCACUGACAACAUAUACACGUCACUUUCGUCCGCGGAACGUUUAACGGACCCCGUUUGGCGCACGAGCUUUGAAUGUGUGACACCAAUACUUCCGGCUGAUAGACAUAUGAACGGGUGAAGGUGAAGGAGGAAAAGUUAAAAUGUUUGCGUGUUUGGUUUCCAGGAGACUUUUCUGCGCUGUGGCAAAAUCGGCUUCUCCCCCAGCUUCGUCCAGCCGCUGGCAAAAAUUGAAGGACAGUAAAGCAGGCAUGUGGUGUCGUAGUCUGCUUUCUGACUACAAAGAAGCAUUUCAGGACAUCUUUGUCAGUGCCCGCAAGCGUCCUGGCAAGACUGCAGUGUACACCAUAGUGCUUGGUGCUUCAUCGGCUUUUGUCUACACCAAACCGGAUGAAGCCUCCUUUCAGGAGAGACUGCUGGAUUGCUCUAAUCAGCUGGGUCUGCUGUCGCCGUGGGUACGCAGCCCGCCGUCAGAUGGCAGUGUCCAGUUUCUCAUGAGAAUGCGCAACGAGGGUCGGCUGCGCCAUGUUAGCCUUGCUCUGUUGUCUUUGGUGUACUUGGCUGACUACAACCCUGACACCUCUCUGUACGAGGCCCAGUGCUCAGACCUGUCUGUGCCCUGGAGAGAACUACCUCAGCGCCUGCUGGAUGUGGGUUUUGCCGGUCGUUGGUGGGUUCUGGAGUCAAAAAUGAAGGACUACGAUGUUAACAACGACGAGUUCAAGCACUUACCAGCACAUCUGCAGCAGACAUCACCCCCAAGUGUCCAAGAGGUGGAUGAGAGUGAAAGGUUGCACAAAGAGUCUUGGUUACCAGUGAGAAUGGAAGAGGAUGAGAUUCCAGAGGUGAAAUAA